Molecule: messenger RNA, 2236 nt
Organism: Corvus hawaiiensis (hawaiian crow)
Lineage: Eukaryota; Metazoa; Chordata; Aves; Passeriformes; Corvidae
Gene: OGFOD2
Product: 2-oxoglutarate and iron dependent oxygenase domain containing 2
Exons: 7
Coding region: 282-1331 (349 amino acids)
Molecular function (GO): L-ascorbic acid binding; iron ion binding; oxidoreductase activity, acting on paired donors, with incorporation or reduction of molecular oxygen
Source: RefSeq, a predicted model, not a curated record
GGGGGGAGCUCAGGGACCGUCUGCAAAUAACCUUCGGCGGCCGCUGCCGCUCCGAGCAGACCCGGCCCGGCCGUGAGGGCUGUAGGGCAGCGGCCCCGCCGCGGGACCGGGCCGAGGUGACGUCACGGAAAUUACAAAAAACAACCGGAAAACGGGGGAGAACGGUCAAAUUCCGCCGCUUUCCGUUUUUGCCCCGGUUCGGAAUUUGCCGAUGCGCCCUCAAACGGACGGAAGCGGAGCUCUUUGAGGGCUGGACCGAGGCGCGUUCGCCGGCAGGGAACAUGUCCGCGGGCCGGCCGUUCCGGGGGUGCGCCUGCUUUUUCACCGACAACAUCUUCGUGGGGCGGUUCGGGCUCCACGUGCGGUACCGGGACGGGCCGCAGCUCCGCCGGGACCACGGCCGGGCGCUGCGGGAGCGCGGCUGCCGGAGCGAGGAGCAGUUCCGGGAGGUGCUGCGGGAGAUUGAGGCAGAAGUGCAGAGAAGAAAACAGUUAAUCCAUCAGUCAGUGGAACGAAGAGCCAUCAUCUCCAAGUGCUACAAACCAAAGCACCCAGAGGUGUACACUCUGCAGGAUUCCUUCCUGGCCCCAGAGUUUCUGGAAAUUGUGAGGUUCUGCACAUCUCCGGGUGCUGAUCUCCAGGGCCUCCUGUGCUACCUCGAGUCCUUCUCAGAUAAGAGGAUCUAUCGACUCCCAGUGUUCACAGAGGAGUUCUGCCAAGCCUUUGUGGAUGAGCUGGAGAACUUUGAGCAGUCGGAUAUGCCUAAAGGCAGGCCUAACACCAUGAAUAACUAUGGGGUUCUGCUGAACGAGCUGGGGAUGGACGAGCCUUUCCUGACGCCCCUGCGGGAGCGCUUCCUGCAGCCCAUCACUGCCCUGCUGUACCCGGAGCUGGGCGGGGCCUGCCUGGACAGCCACAAAGCUUUCGUGGUCAAGUACUCCCUGCACGAGGACCUGGACCUGAGCUCUCACUAUGACAAUGCUGAAGUCACCUUGAACGUUUCCCUGGGAAAAGAGUUCACAGAAGGCAACUUGUACUUUGGGGAUUUCAACCAGGAUCCCAGCCCCGUGCCGCAGUACACAGAGGUGGAACACGUGGCAGCCCGGGGGCUGCUGCACCGAGGAGGGCAGAUCCACGGCGCCCUUCCCAUCGCCUCCGGGGAGCGCUGGAAUCUCAUCGUGUGGAUGAGAUCAUCGGCCAUCCGGAACCAGCUCUGCCCCAUGUGCAACAGGAAACCCGAGCUGGUGGAAGCAGAGGGCUUUGGGGAUGGGUUCACAGAAGCCCUGGGAGAGGAGGUGGCCCAGACCGUGAAUCUCUGUGCCUUGGGGUAGCGGCUGGUGCCGCCUGAUUUCCCCACACCAAGUUGCCCAAAGCUCCUUUCUGACCUCUCAGGCUCUGCUGGGUGCACGAGUCCUGUAAGAAGCAGCUCUCACCUUGGGAAGGGAUGCAAAGCCAGCCCUGCCAGGAUUCCAGCUGGAAGAGCUGGACCUCGGCUCGUGAGGGCUCACGCUGGGGCUGGAGGACUCUGUGUCAGACACAGAAAGCCCCAACACUGAAUCACUGCAGGAGCUCUGUCAAUAUUUCCAAGUGCACAGGGAAAACACCCAGAGCUCCUUGGCCUCUCUGCCACCAGCAGCAUCCCAGAUCCCACUGGGAACAGGAGAGGAUGGUACAGUAAGCCAUUUCUGGGCUGUUCUUAGGGCCUCUUGUCCUCUUCCAGGGGAAGAGCCUUUUGUUGCUGAGUGGCAGGGAAGGAUCUGCUCAGAAAUGAGACCCAGGUGAUUCACAGUGGGCUGCUGGGAAUGGCAUGGAAUUGUCACCACUGGAUGUUUGUCUAACCCAGGCUCAGAAAAAUCCAUCAGGAGCAGCACAGGGAGCACUGAUCCCCCAGGGUGGCUGAGAGGUCUCCCAAGGCUUCUUGGGGGCAGAAACUUCCCGUACAAAGGUUUUGUGAACAUUUUUAAGCAGAGACAGAGCUCUGGGAGCUACCUGCAGCACAGCAAAACCUCCCAGAGGAGGGCAAGAUGGACAUUUAACUCCCUUUGCUUUAGUUACAUGAGCAAGUGAAAAUAUAAAAUAACUCCCAACCUGGAUGCAGCAGACAGGCCUGGGGCUUCUUAAUUUGACACCUGAUGGAUUAGAAGGGUCAGGUGCUUUCCCCUCCUUACUUCUAUCUGGCUGAGAGCAUGUGACUCUUCCACCUACUGAACAAAUUAAAGAAGCCAAAUAUCUCUGA